AUGCCGCCAAAAGCAACGUAUGGAAAGCGAUCAAAGGCCUCAAAAGCCGAAAGGCUCUUUGCUGAGCUGCCGCAGAGCCCGAUACGCAAGCCGCCUACCACAACAGCAACCACCAAACCAAAAGAUCUUGAGCCUGUAACGGUGACAGACUUGACCCAGCAGCUCUCCGAUAUCAAAAUUGAGGAACAAGGCAAAAAUUCAGAAAAAGGGCCGAAAUUGAGUGGCAAGCCACACAGGAAAGCGUGGAAAGAGGAGCAGCUGGUGUGUGAUGAGCUCGAAGAGACUACACCGCCAUCUGGCGACAACCACGACAUCCUUGAAUCGGAAGAUGAUCGGCAAUACGAAGAAGAUGUCACCGCCGAGACAACCCUCCGCAUUCUGUCGUGGGAGGACGUGUGCCCCCACGGCGACCGCAUCGAAAAGAUCGCCGAGGCCUCGUACGCCGAGGUCUACCGCGUCACCAACGCCCGCGGCACCAGCAUCAUCAAAGUGAUCCGGCUGCACUCACACAUCAAGGCCAAGACGAAGACGCAGGAGCGCGCCGGGCUCGUCGACGAGGAGCCGCACGCCGAGGCCGACGUGGACGGCGAGCUGCAAAUCUCCGAGUGGCUCGCCGACGUGCCCGGCUUCGUCGUCUACAAGGAGCGCUACGUAGUGCAGGGGCGGGCGACGCGGCAGCUGCUGGAGACGCACCAGGCGUUCCAGCGGCGCGCGAAGCGGCAGGACCCCGGCCGCGCGCAGUUCUACCCGUCGCCGAGCAGGUACCUGGAUGGCACGCGGUUCCUGGUCGUAGAGCUGGGGGACGCGGGCGUCGCGCUGGAGGACUGGAGGCUGACGACGGAGAGCCAGCUGUGGGACGUCUUCUUCCUGGUGGCGGUGGCGCUGGGGCGAGCGGAAGACCUGGCCAUGUUUGAGCAUCGCGAUCUUCACGAGAGCAAUUUGUGUAUCCGACAAGUCCAUGAGCCGCGUGCUCGACCGCCAGAGUCUCAAGGCCGAUUUUAUGGUUACUCGGGCCUGGACAUCACAAUAUUGGACUACGGGCUGUCAAGGGCCGAGGACCUGUCCGUUGACUAUGCGCCGCCCGUAUCGAACGACCUGGAGAGGGACCUCAGCUUCUUCACCAGCACGCACGCACCGCAGUGUAACGUAUACCGGCAGAUGAGGUCAUUUCUGCUGCGCGCGGAUCGCGUCUGCCUGCCCCCAGCGGAGCACACCACGCCCUACGCCAAGGGGAUCGACGGCGCCCUCUCGUGGGACGUCUUCGCACCGUACACGAACGUGCUCUGGCUGGCAUACCUGUACGUGUACCUCGUUGACAACUUCAAGGGCGACAAGAGGGCGCUGAAGAGUUUCCGCCGCACGACGCGGGAGCUGUGGAAGUAUCUUGACCCCGAUGCCGGCGAUGACGUGCCGUGCUUUAACUGCGCCGCGGACGUAGUCGGCUUCGGCGUCGAGGCCGGCUGGAUCGACGAGGUGCAGCUGGUCGGGGCGUCGCACUCGAUGGUGGAGCGCGAGGAAAGCAUCAUAGUGUCGCCGGAUGACGACGAUGACGAGGCGUCGUCGCUGAGGCGGUCGCCGAGGAGAAGCCAGUACCGACCGAGUACCUCGGCGUAA
Cordyceps fumosorosea ARSEF 2679 is the source of this 1614-nucleotide messenger RNA. RefSeq names its product Protein kinase-like domain protein. The coding region runs from base 1 to 1614 and encodes 537 amino acids. Gene Ontology annotation, cellular component: nucleus; cytoplasm. Gene Ontology annotation, molecular function: histone H3T3 kinase activity. The transcript has 2 exons. NCBI's taxonomy places the organism in Eukaryota, Fungi, Ascomycota, Sordariomycetes, Hypocreales, Cordycipitaceae. The record is from RefSeq and is a predicted model, not a curated record. Gene Ontology annotation, biological process: mitotic cell cycle; intracellular signal transduction.